CAAAGUAUGAGGUAAGCAGACCAACUUCAGGAUUAUCUUUUCAAAGUAUGAGGUAAGCAGACCAACUUCAGGAUUAUCUUUUCAAAGUACGAGGUAAGCAGACCAACUUCAGGAUUAUCUUUUCAAAGUAUGAGGUAAGCAGACCAACUGAAGAAUUACCUCUGGAUUGUCUAUCUGUGGUGAAAAAGUACAAUUGCUUCCAAUGCAUUUAGGUCCUUUCGCUUUCUUGAAAUGUGGUUGUGUUGUUGACAGUAUUCUUUGUUAAAUACUAAGACUAAAAACAAUAACAUGGUAUAACAUUACAUUCUUGACUUGGAUUAUUUUUUUUCCAUGACAAACCUAAAACACAUACAUAGAAUAGUUUUUAUAUUGAAUGACACUCCAAACUGUGCUUGGAUGCAUUCAGUGUCCUUUGACAUCCUUGGGACGUCUGUAAAGCGUCAUUGGACUCCACCUGGAAUAAAUUAAAUUAAAUGGGCGUUAUUUAGAAAAUCACACACCUGUCUAUAUAAGGUCCCAGACUUCAGUUCAUGUCAGAGAAAAAACAAGCCAUGGAAAAUCUAUUUCCAUGGAAAUCUGUAUAUCUCUGAGAAUAGUGUCCUUGCAUAGAUCUGGGGCAGGAUACAAACAAAUGACUCAAACAUGGACAUUACCCAAAACAUAGCUGUAUAUACUGAAAGUAUGUAAAACACUUUUGUCCUAUCUGCUCAAUCAAUGCCAAGGCGUUUGCUACGUUUGCGCCAGAAUUUAGGCAAACGUUUUCAACCCUUGGGCGAUAUUUCCGUCUUAUGUUGGCAGGCACCAACCCGGAUGCUGAAACUCAUAAUCACCAGGCUGUUAUGUACAUAGAACAAUGUCUCUGUGCCACUCGCUAGCUUAAAACAGAAUGGUUCUCUAGCCGUGUCAGUUUGAUGAAUCGUGCAGCCUUAUGGAGGAAUGGUCUGAGAUCCAUUCUAAUGGAUUCUCCAAUCAGAACUACAAUGUAAAAGCUCUGUGCCGUGGUCCUUGUCAGUGGAGGGCGCACAAAGCGCAGAACAGAAUACAUUGGACCCUUCAUUUCAGAUGGGUCAUUUUGGUUCAUUCUCUUAAAUGGUUAAAAGUACAAUUUAUUUCUAUGUGUUCUAAAAUGUAAAUGUAGCGAAGUACCCGGGCCUUUUAUUUUUAUUCUGCAGCCAUUGUCGCUCAUCUCCAUCAACCAGGAACUGUUAAUGUUAAUACCGCUUUUAGACUAACGACUUAACACACAUCGGAAAUGGGAAACUGCUCUUUCACUAGAUAAUGUUUGUACUUCUCUUCUUUUAAUGAUCUUAAAGAUGUUUGUUUUUUCAUAGUGAAGUCUAAGGUUUCAAGUCUUUUUAAAUGUUAUUCUUAAUGUAAUAUAAUUGUGGAUUGGAGUUAUCAGCUGUGGAGAGAACUUGGGCCUGAUCAGUAGUAACAAGUAACAAUACACUAAAAUAUCCUGAAGUCGCAUAAAAACACACUGAAAAGUCUGGACUUUCUGCAAUUCCUGCUGACGUAUUGGAAAUGCUUUGGUUGUUUCUGUUUACGGUUCGUCUUAGUAAAAGACUUUUGGGAGAAUCAGCUUUUGAGAACAUGGUUUGUGUUGUCUCUAGGUACAGAGUCUUUUGAGAACAUGGUUUGUGUUGUCUCUAGGUACAGAGUCUUUUGAGAACAUGGUUUGUGUUGUCUCUAGGUACAGAGUCUUUUGAGAACAUGGUUUGUGUUGUCUCUAGGUACAGAGUCUUCUGAGAACAUGGUUUGUGUUGUCUCUAGGUACAGAGUCUUCUGAGAACAUGGUUUGUGUUGUCUCUAGGUACAGAGUCUUUUGAGAACAUGGUUUGUGUUGUCUCUAGGUACAGAGUCUUCUGAGAACAUGGUUUGUGUUGUCUCUAGGUACAGAGUCUUCUGAGAACAUGGUUUGUGUUGUCUCUAGGUACAGAGUCUUCUGAGAACAUGGUUUGUGUUGUCUCUAGGUACAGAGUCUGCUCCAGCAGGAAGUUGCCGGCACCCUGAAUCAGUCCAAUUCCAAGAUGGAGUCUCUGCUAGAGCGUGUCCAACGGCUGGAGUGUGAACCCAACUUUGACAUCACCAUACGGAAACUGGAGGCUCAUAUAAAGAAAGUGAAGAGGAGGGGGGAUGCUGCCAUUGCGUAUGUCAGGAUGCUGGGGACCUCAGGGGUCAAAGUAACACAGAGUCCGAAUCUGUUUGCUUCUGGACCAGUGGACCUGACAGAGACUGAUAGAGGACCAAGCUUUGUGGACCUUGUCAGGUGUGAUUCUGAUGAGGAGAUCGCAGAGCACAAGAAGACCAUGGAUGGAUUCAGACAGAAUGUGAUGGCAAAUAGUACGAGGUCAAUGCUCCCGGACAAGAAGAAGGAAGAGGAGAGGAAUGGAAAAACGCACAGCACCUCUCCUCUACCUCCUGUUCUUUCUUCUCCUCCACCCAUUUUAUGUCAUCCUCCUUCUCCACCUCCUAUUCUGUCUCCUCAAUUCCCUAAGGCGGAGCCUAAAGCCAUCCCAGUGACCUCACCUGCCCCUGACGCUCCCCUGACUCCGGUUAAAACCGAGAACACCAUUAAGACAGAGGAAACGUCUCCUCCUCCCAUCUCCUCCUUCCCCCCCCCUCCUCCCUCUCCCCCUCCCUGUAAGAGUGACUUGCUGUCUCGUCUCCCCCCUCUGCCCUCCACCCCCUUUCCCUCCUCCCUCCCACUGGAAGCCGCCUCCCACUCCAUCCCCCAGAAGCCUGUUGUCCACCUGGCCCGUAUCCAGAACCCCACCCCUUGUCUAGUCAUCACCUGGAGAGUCAUUGACACGGACCCUGCUCCGCCCGAAAUGGACAGCUACAGUAUCUACAUCUCCCAGGAGAGUCGCAGCGGCAGUGGUGUCUACCCCGCCUGGAGGAAUGUGGGUGUGGUCAAGGCCCUGGCCCUGCCCAUGGCUGUCACGGUAACCAAGUACCAAUCAGGGACCACCUAUGUCACUGUUGUCGGCAAGGACCGCUACGGCCGCUUCGGGCCUUACAGCGACAUACAGACAGUCGUGUUGUCAUAGCAACCGGUCUACCGCCCUGAUAUAGGCGCCAUGUUUUUUCUAUUAUUGUCGAUGUUGACACGUACUGUAUUGUAUUGUACAGUUUUAGUAUUUUACCUCUAAUUCAGUCACCACCAAGCCUCAGUGGUGUCCCUUGUGUAGUUCAUAGAAAUACAAUACAUAGAUGCUUCCUGGUUUGUCUCAAGUGUUGGAAUGUACUGCUCAGUCUUGUAAGUUAGUUUAACCAAUCAUAGAGCAAAUGUAUGGGUAUACUUCCUGCUAAUACUAUACCUGUUGCUCUGCUCUUGCCAUUUCACCGUCAUGCUUUCAGGGACUUGAAUAGGAAUGGAGGUUUGUUCAUUUUGUUUCAUCCAUCACUGGCUGUCCAUGUUGGGCCCUGCAGAUUACAAAGAACUUAAGUCUACAGACUGCACGGUUGUCAGAUCAGUCUGGCCUGGUGAACAUGUGUGCCUAGUCCUCCAAUGACCCUAUAGAGUCAGUGUGAAUGUUUGGAGACGGUGCUUCUGUUUGAGAUUCACCUCACUACUUUUCUCCAGUACAAUUACCUUUUCUGGUGUUAUUUGUUAUUACAUUAGUUUAACUUUUUUGUGAGUUAAACCACUGUCUUGCAUAAUAAAAUAUGAACCUAAAUAUU
This is a messenger RNA of Esox lucius (northern pike), 3684 nucleotides long. RefSeq names its product activating transcription factor 7 interacting protein 2 (gene atf7ip2). The coding region runs from base 2031 to 3050 and encodes 339 amino acids. The record is from RefSeq and is a predicted model, not a curated record. Gene Ontology annotation, molecular function: protein binding; transcription coregulator activity. Gene Ontology annotation, biological process: regulation of DNA-templated transcription. The transcript is spliced from 9 exons. Gene Ontology annotation, cellular component: transcription regulator complex; nucleus. NCBI's taxonomy places the organism in Eukaryota, Metazoa, Chordata, Actinopteri, Esociformes, Esocidae.